CUUACUGAAAGAUAUCGUGAUGCUAUUUUUGGUUCCGUGGACGACGCCAGGCCUGUUGCACGAGCAAUAUUGACUCGACGUCUCUUAAAUUUAUAUAAAAAUGUUCCUAAAACCAAAAAAACACCGGACCAAUUUGCUGGGAGUGGAUUGAUUCGAUUCAAACAAAUAAAUAAGGAUAGUCCACAGGGAUACCUCACCGCACCGUACGUCUGGCUCUGGAUAUUUGUAGAGGUAUCUAAUGACCAAGCAGAUCCAAUACUCCGAGAUUGGGAAUUUUCUGAUUAUGGAGAGCAAAGAGCACUCUUGAAUCCAGUAACAUCGUUGCAAGCCAAGUCAUGGCAGAGUUUUGAAAAAUUUGUCGCUUCAUUUCGUUGUUUAAAGUCAGCUGUGAUUGAAGAAGAUGAGCUAACGACGAUCUCGGAGGUUCAUGCGGGAGCGC
This is a messenger RNA of Acaulospora morrowiae, 439 nucleotides long. NCBI's taxonomy places the organism in Eukaryota, Fungi, Glomeromycota, Glomeromycetes, Diversisporales, Acaulosporaceae. The record is from the annotation of a GenBank genome assembly.